Messenger RNA from Entamoeba invadens IP1, 2373 nucleotides. RefSeq lists its product as hypothetical. The transcript has a single exon. Gene Ontology annotation, molecular function: metalloendopeptidase activity. The coding region runs from base 1 to 2373 and encodes 790 amino acids. Gene Ontology annotation, biological process: extracellular matrix organization; collagen catabolic process. NCBI's taxonomy places the organism in Eukaryota, Evosea, Mastigamoebida, Endamoebidae. The record is from RefSeq and is a predicted model, not a curated record.
AUGUUAAAUCAGCUUGGGUACAACACUAAAAACUUGAAAGAUGCAAUUAAAAAAUUUCAAGGUGACAAUGGACUUUCUGUGGAUGGGCGAGCUGGGCCGAGUACAGUGUCUAAACUCCAGGCUUUGACAAACAGUUCUCCGAAACGUGUUCCAAAGAAAGCUCCCAAAAGGUCUCCCAAGAAAAAAGCAUUACCAAAGAAGAGGAAACUUCCAGCGCCGAAAAAACCCGUUCAAAAAAGAAAGAAACUCGUCAACAAACCUGUGAAACCUAAGAACCAGAAGAUCAGAGUUCCUUUCAAAAAGCAAAACAAUUUAAAGAAAAACACUGCGAAAUCCAAAAGAGAGAAAUUGUCUCAAUUAAAAAAGAAGGAAACACCUUCAAAAGUGUCUAAAUCAGUGCAGCAGAUGCUUGAAAAACUUGGAUUUAUCUGUGGGAAGAAUGGAGAAAAGGCGGGAUCUGCUCUCAAGAGUUUUCAAAGUCAAAAUGGCCUUCGUGUGACUGGAAAAGUCGAUACAAUGACUCUUAAGAAAUUACAAGAGAAGGUUAAAGGAAAGAAAGACGCUAUAAAGUCCAAGAAAGACAAACUUAAAGACAAACGAGAGAAGAAGAAGACACAGCGCAAGGACAAACUUCAAAAGAGAAAACAGAAAGCACAAGCCCAAAAAGAGAAGCGUAAAAAAGAGCGCAAAAACAAACGUAAAGAUCAAAGAAAAGACAAGCGCGAAGCCCGACGAAAAGACUUAAAAGACAAAAAAGAGAAGAAAGACAAAAAGACUCAAGACAAGAAUAAUGACAAGAACAAAACGACUUACACUUACUCCGCACAAACAAAACACGUCCAACAAAUGUUAAUUAAAUUGGGAUACAACUGUGGACCCAAAGGUGCUGAUGGUAAAUUAGGACCAGACACAACAAAUGCUAUAAAGAAGUUCCAAGGCGACAAUGGACUUCAAGUUGAUGGCAAAGCGGGGCCACAAACUAUAAAGAAAUUAGAGAGUAAGACUGGAGGAAGUUCGAGUAAUAAUAACAGUGGAACAUCUAAUGGAAAACCAUCAUCGGAAGGGUUUGCUACUAAACCAUCGACUUCGUACUCUGCGCAGACUAAACACGCGCAAGAGAUGUUAAUUAAAUUGGGAUAUAAUUGUGGACCUAAAGGCGCUGAUGGCAAAUUGGGACCAGACACAACAAAUGCAGUAAAGUCUUUUCAACAGAAGAAUGGCUUGACUGUCGAUGGGAUCAUUGGACCAAACACUAUUAAAAAAUUGGAGGCGAUGACUUCUUCUUCGGGAAGUUCUAAUACUCCACAAAAUCCAAGUCAAAAGCCGAGUGCGCAGAGUCAACAGUACUCUGCACAAGUUAAACAUGCGCAAGAGAUGUUAAUCAAAUUGGGAUAUAAUUGUGGACCAGAUGGUGCUGAUGGAUAUGCUGGUCCAAACACAGUCAAUGCCGUCAAACAGUUCCAACAGAAAUAUGGACUUGCAGUUGAUGGAAAAGUAGGACCACAGACAAUAUCAAAAUUGGAGUCUUUGACUAAAAAUAGUUCAAGUGCAAACACUCAAGUCGCACAACCUAAGUACUCUGCACAAGUUAAACAUGCACAAGAGAUGCUUAUAAAGCUUGGAUACAAUUGUGGACCGGAUGGGGCUGACGGGUAUGCUGGUGUAAAUACAGUCAAUGCCGUCAAACAGUUUCAGAAGAAGUACAAUUUAAUGGUAGAUGGAGAAAUUGGACCACAGACAAUAUCAAAAUUGGAGUCUUUGACUGGGAUGACAACACAAACCUCAACUGGAAAGGGAGGAUCACCCCAUUUGACUCACAUGACUACGAACAGAGUAGCGGACUCUCCCAAUCACCCAGUUUGUAAAUCGCAAAAUAGAUGCUACGAAGAGGUCUUCUAUUUACAGUGCGACAGUCGAUGGGCCACUCAUAUGUACUCCGGGUCGAAAAAUAAGAACAAAAAUGUGUGUAACGGGGGGUGCGGACCAACGUCGAUGGCUAUGGUGAUAGCAACGUUGGUUGAUGGGAGUGUGACGCCAAAUGUCAUUUCGGACUUUUCAAUGAACAAUGGAUGGAAAGACGACGAUGUGGGGACGUACUGGUCACUCUUCCCAGCAGCUGCAAAGAAGUAUGGACUACACUAUGAAACGGUUCACUGCAAUAUGGACAGAAUGAGAACACUUGUGAACGCAGGAGGGUUGGCUGUAACUUCAAUGGGUCCACCAGUAUGGACUAAAUAUGGACACUUUAUUUCAGUCAAUUCGUUUGAUGGAGACUAUGUGUGGGCACAUGAUCCUUAUUAUCACGGUGUCCAAAGCCAGAAAGUGAGUGAGUUUAAAAGUCAAUGUAAAGAGGGGUGGGUCUUUUGGGUAUAA